AUGUCUCCUAGUCCGUGCUGGCCACGUACCACCGUCACCCGUCACCAGGUCACCGUCACAGGCCACCAUCACCCGUCUGCAGGUCACCGUCACCAGGCCACCGUCACCCGUCACGGUCACCGUCGCAGGCCACCGUCUCACCCGUCACCAGGUCGCCGUCACCCGUCACCAGGUCACCGUCACCCGUCACCAGGCCACCGUCAACAGGUCACCGUCACCCUUCACCAGAUCACCGUCACAAGGUCACCUUCUACCGUCGCAGGUCACCGUCACCCGUCACAGGCCACCGUCAACGGGUCACCGUCACCCUUCACCCAGGUCACCGUCACAAGGCCACCUUCACCCGUCACUGAGCCGUCACCCGUCAGGUCACCGUCACCCGUCACCAGGUCAGCGUCACCGUCACCAGGCCGUCAGCCUUCACCAGGUGCCCUUCACCCGUCACCAGGCCACCGUCACCCGCCACCAGGCCACCGUCACCAGGUUACCGUCACCCGUCACCAGGCCGCCGUCAACCUUCACCAGGUCACCGUCACCCGUCACCAGGCCACCGUCACCCGCCACCAGGCACCGUUACCCGUCACCAGGCCACCGUCACCAGGUCACCGUCACCGUCAGGGUCACCUUCACCGUCACCAGGCCACCGUCUACCCGUCACCGGCCACCGUCACCAGGUCACCGUCACCCAUCACCAGGUCACCGUCAUCAGGCCGCCGUCACCGUCACCAGGCCACCGUCACCAGGUCACCGUCACCAGGUCGUCACCCAUCACCAGGUCACCGUCAUCAGGCCGCCCGUCACCGUCGUCAGGGUCACCUUCACCCGUCACCAAGUCAUCGUCACCCGUCACCAGGCCACCGUCACCGAAUCACCGUCAAAGGUCACCUUCACCCGUCACCAGGCCAUCACCCGUCACCAGGCCACCGUCACCAGGUCACGGUUACCCGUCCAGGUCACCGUCACCAAGGUCACCUUCACCCGUCAUGCCAGGCCACCGUCACCCGUCACAGGUCACCGUCACCAGGUCACCGUCACCCGUCACCGGGCCGCACCGUCACCGUCACCGUCACCAGGUCACCGUCACAAGGUCACCUUCACCCGUCACCGAGCCAGCCGUCACCAGGUCACCGUCGCAGGCCACCGUCACCCGUCACCAGCCGUCACCGGGUCACCUUCACCCGUCACCGAGUCAUCGUCACCCGUCACCAGGCCACCGUCACCAGAUCACCGUCACCCGUCACCAGGUCACCGUCACCCGUCACAGGCCACCGUCACCCGUCACCAGGCCACCGUCACCAGGUCACCUUCACCGUCACCAAGUCAUCGUCACCGUCACCAGGUCACCGUCACCCGUCACCAGGUCACCGUCACCCGUCACAAGGUCACCUUCACCCGUCACCAGGCCACCGUCACGGGUCACUGUCACCCGUCAUAAGUCCACGUCAUCCGUCACCAGGUCACCGUCACACCGUCACCAGGUCACCGUCACACCAUCAUUUGGCCAAAUUAAAGUAA
This is a messenger RNA of Homarus americanus (American lobster), 1515 nucleotides long. RefSeq names its product extensin-like. NCBI's taxonomy places the organism in Eukaryota, Metazoa, Arthropoda, Malacostraca, Decapoda, Nephropidae. The record is from RefSeq and is a predicted model, not a curated record. The transcript has a single exon. Bases 1 to 1515 code for a protein of 504 amino acids.